Messenger RNA from Dermacentor albipictus, 4604 nucleotides. Its product is annotated as neuronal acetylcholine receptor subunit alpha-7-like. Gene Ontology annotation, cellular component: plasma membrane; synapse; neuron projection. The record is from RefSeq and is a predicted model, not a curated record. Gene Ontology annotation, molecular function: acetylcholine-gated monoatomic cation-selective channel activity; transmembrane signaling receptor activity. NCBI's taxonomy places the organism in Eukaryota, Metazoa, Arthropoda, Arachnida, Ixodida, Ixodidae. Gene Ontology annotation, biological process: nervous system process; monoatomic ion transmembrane transport; chemical synaptic transmission.
AAAUUCCCCUGAACGGUAUAGAUAUACAGCUACGCUGUAAAAAAAAAAAAAAGAAGAAGAAAGAGACAGAAAAAAAGAGAGACAGAGAGAAUUUGAGUACCAUGCACUAUUCUAUAAAUUUCUUGCUCCACAACACCACACACUUUCUCAGUUUGGCAGGCAAACAAAAAGGUCACGCCAGUUUAACAAACUUUCACACAAAUGAACGCAACGCAAUAAAAAAGAAGAAAAAGAAGAUGUAACAUAAUAUGCACCAGGCAAAGAGAUACGCAAGACGUGCUUCUGAAGGUCGGAGAACGAUGUACUUGAGUUCAAUUUCCGUUUGGCGCGCAAUUUUAAGAAAAAGUCGCGACAUUACGGGACGGCCAUUUCCCGCCACAUCUGUCACAACUCACAUCUGGUAUAUAGUAUAAGAACCACUAAUUUAUGAGUUAAUAAUCAGUGCAGCGAAAUAGAGAGUUUUUUGCGAUUAUCUUUCGAACAGCAGGUGUCCCAUUUCCAGGAGCAAGUUUCAUUAAGCAUGACACGCAAAGCUAGUGCUCAGCCUUACAAGUAGGAACCGGUUUUUUUAGGCUGUUCAUGCACUGCUGCUUGGCGUUCUGGGAAGAGGACAGCACUGACGAGUCCCUUGGCGCGCAAAGCCGACAGUCAAUCACGACGGCACUCUCUCGUCAUUGCCUAUAUCCGUCGCGCAAUCGCGUUGGACGCAGUCGUCGCCGUCUGCUGAAGAGGUGGCUCGACCCAGUGCCCCGCAGAUUCCCCCGUAUCGAAACAAGACCAGCAGUGCACGAGGUGCCCCUUCGCAAGGAGACGCGCCGGUGCGCGCACCUCGGGAGGAGCGCAUGCGCCCGCGGUCCAGCGCCGCGCCGCGGGCCCCGGCGAACGCGCGCGCCGAGCCGUGGUCGGACGCGGCAGCGUCGCGGCGCUCUCGAGCGGCGAAGCCACGCGAGGAGGCGGUGGCGGCGGCGGCGCCCAGCGUUGAGACGACGACGACGACGCGACCAGGCCGCCCAACGCGGGGCCGAUGAGCGGCGGCGGCUCGAGCCCGGGGCCCUGCUCUGGAGCCGGGCCCCCCGCGCUGCUGCUUGCACCCUCACCCGCCGCUGCGGCGAAGAAGACGGAGGCGGCGGCGGCACCUGUUGUCGCCGCUGCCGGCCACUGCCGCCGGCUGCUGCUGCUGUGCUGACGCCGCGCUCACGCGCCGCCGCGGCCGCCUGUUGCUUCUCGGCGGCGGCGGCAGCUGGAGGAGGCCUCGCCCGGCAGGCCCACCGCUCGCGGCGCACGACGACGCGGACCAUGCGCCCCGGCAACGGAGGGCUGACCCCGCUGCAGCUGGGCUUCUGCGCCAACCUGCUAUGGAUCGCCGUGCUGCUCACCACGCCGCAAAACUCCGAACAAGGCGCGCACGAGCGGCGGCUUCUGCAGGACCUGCUGGCCAACUACAACACCCUAGAGCGGCCCGUGCUCAACGAGUCGGAGCCGCUCAUCCUCAGUUUCGGGCUCACACUGCAGCAGAUCAUAGACGUCGACGAAAAGAAUCAACUAAUUAUUACAAAUAUCUGGUUAACAUUGGAUUGGAUAGACGUGAACCUACGCUGGAACCCAAAAGAGUACGGCGGAGUGCAGGAACUGCGUAUUCCGCCGAGCAAAAUCUGGAAGCCGGAUGUGCUCAUGUACAACAGUGCGGACGAAAAGUUCGACGGCACGUACCCGACUAACGUGGUGGUGCGGAGCAACGGCAGUUGCAACUACAUCCCUCCGGGCAUAUUCAAGAGCACGUGCAAGAUAGACAUAACGUGGUUUCCCUUCGACGAUCAGAAGUGUGACCUGAAGUUCGGCUCCUGGACUUACCACGGCCAUCAGCUGGACCUGCGCGUCAACAGCGAGGAAGGCGGGGAUUUGUCCACCUACAUCCCCAAUGGCGAGUGGGACCUGAUAGGCGUGCCGGGAGUGCGGAACGUUCGCGAGUAUUCGUGCUGUCCGGAGCCGUACAUCGACAUCACGUACACCAUCCACAUACGGCGGCGCACGCUUUACUACGGCUUCAACCUCAUCAUUCCCUGCGUGCUCAUCUCGUCCAUGACUCUGCUCGGUUUCACGCUGCCCCCCGACACCGGCGAGAGGCUCACCCUGGGUGUAACCAUUUUGCUGUCCCUGACGGUAUUCAUGCUCCAGCUCGCCGAGACCAUGCCUCCGACGUCCGACGCCGUCUCCAUUAUAGGAACUUAUUUCGCCUGCAUCAUGAUCAUGGUCGCCUUUUCCGUGGUCAUGACUGUGGUGGUUCUGAACUAUCAUCACAGAAAUCAAGAGACGACCGAAAUGCCUGCUGUGAUUCGCACGGUAUUCCUCGUGUGGCUCCCCUGGCUUCUGCGGAUGGAGCCUCCAGGCCAGAAGCUGAACCGACGCAACAUCUUCCUGAACAGCAGGAUGAAAGAGCUCGAGCUUAAGGAGCGCUCGUCGCGGAGUUUGCUGGCCAACGUGCUGGACAUCGACGACGACUUCCGCACUGCCAACAGCGCCGCCGCCAGCGACUGCCACGCGGCUCGCACCCCUUUCCUCGGAGGCGCGGGCGGCGGGGCGUCCACGGUGCACGCCUGCGUCCACUCGUCGCGAGAACUGAACUUGAUCUUGCGUGAGCUGCGCUUCAUCACGAGCCGCAUGCGUAAGGACGAGCAAGAGCGGGAGGUCGUUGGCGAGUGGAAGUUCGCGGCCAUGGUCGUCGACCGCGUCUGCCUCAUCAUCUUCUCCGCGUUCACCAUCAUCUCCACCUGCGCCUGCCUCUUCUCGGCGCCUCAUCUGGUCGCCUAGCGCACCCUGCUUCUAGGACAGCACUACUACAACGCUGCUGCUACCUACCGCCGCAGCUCCCUCCGCCGGUGGCCGGUUGCACCGGUAUUCCUCUCGGCAAGUCUCUUCCUUCUGCACGAGCCCCCGGGUUUGGCGCGCAGGGGGAAGGACCUCUCGUGAAGAUAACAGCUCACAGCUUCGUCGCAGCCUUUCCAACAUAAGUUCCCUUUUAGAAAGACCUGCUAUAAGGUCCGGUCGACGUCCCCACGCCAUCGUGUGUGAAGAGGCGCAGCGCGAGAUUUGUGUGACGCGAUGACCUCUCGUACCACGCGACAUAUCCUUGUUGGGAAGAAGGACACGUCGAAGCGAAGGAGCUGUCGCUGGUUUUAGUUUCAAUCUUAGGGACAACUAUGAGUCGCCACCGGGGCGAAAGCAUUGAAACAUCUCGGAGGAACUGGUAGCACCGUCCGAAGCUGGUGCCUUGGAUUUCACUUCAUCCCUAGGAUAGAACACUGUGCAGGGCUGCCAAACUGCUUCGAAGGUCAAGUAGACGCACUAUCUCGCAACGGAACCACAACAAGAAGGGAUUAACGCACGAAUCUAUCCUGUCAUGCUCUCUUUCCUAUAGGAACGUCAGAUUUGGGGCAGGUGUGUCUAAACAUGACACUGUAUGCCUGUCCGCCGUCAUAGAUCGGCUGGCCGGAGUAUGAAUAACCCACGCCUACCACCCCGGCUUCCAAUAAAUUCCCCCCUUUCUUUUCGUCGGUGAAUGGUGCCGUAAGAGUAAAAAAAAAAAAGGUUGACAACUGCGCGUGUUUGGCUGCAUAAACUUGUGUGACCGCGUACAUACCAAAACAGAGACUAUCGUAGGACGGUGUAUUGUUUUUACAGUGUUCGUUGGCUUGUUGUGCUGUUUGAAGAUGACGCUUUCAAAUGUCAAAGAUGGACUUCUCUAAUCAUAGACCAAUUGUUCCGUGUCUAGUCCCCUCACAGCGUGUACAGCAUCACUCCAUUCGAGGGCCCGUAUGGGCAUCGCCAAACGGAGGCUUGCGGCUUAUACCUUUGGCUGUGCUUUCACCGUCUGCAAUGGGCCCACGCCAGCGAUUGGCUAAGGCAUUGUAUUACCACGCUGUGGACCCUCACUGUGGACGUUUCGGUGCUUUGCAAAACCGCUCUUCGGUGAUCGCAAGCAAGACAUGAGCUUUUGCUUCUAAAAGCGUGAAACAAGCUCGAAAGCUGGACGCAUAGGCUAAAUGUUGAAGCAACCGCGCGGCCGUCAAAUGGCCGAAAUGUGAAAAGAAUUGUCAGCUUUCCUGCGCCGUGUAGGUUUUCAAACUACACGUGUUUUUAUCAUCCACCUCGACAGUUGGUGUUGUCUUGUUAACCAUUUAGGCACUUAGGAUAAGAAUAACUUGCUUACAUUUUACUGAGGAAGACUGGGUGCAUCAAAAAUCAAUUCUUCCCGUGAACUUCUUGGCUGGCUUCAAAUGAAACGAUAUCCUUAUUGAGUGCACUAACUUGGUAGGUCGUAUAAUACGUCUGCACUGAUUCUAAUGGCACGCUCAGUUGUGGCUGCCCUUACUCUGACGAAUUAUUCAGUGGCAUGCUGGAAACAUCACUGUGCGUAAUUUGUUUUGCUUUUUUUGCGCAUAUCUUUGACUUUUUUCUUUCACCUUCUGACGUGGGAAACGGUUGAACUUUUCACUGACCUAAUCACAGAACUAGCCGUCAUAAUACAGUUCGACGUGGCUUUAUAUAUAAGCACUCUUUAUUUUAUGUAAUAAUAAAGGAACCAAUAUUUAUGAGCUUCAACAAUA